Lolium perenne is the source of this 531-nucleotide messenger RNA. The record is from RefSeq and is a predicted model, not a curated record. Lineage: Eukaryota; Viridiplantae; Streptophyta; Magnoliopsida; Poales; Poaceae.
AUGGCUACAACAACAGUUGCGGUGGCGACUACGAUGGUGGUGGUGGUGGUGGCGGCUACAGCGAACUUCGUGAUGAACUACAAUAUGCAGAACAUGAACAAGGAGUUACCUGAACUCUUCUCCAUGCCAAAAUCUGCUGAGAUUGAGAUACACAAAGAGCACCAAGUGUUGAUGGUCAACAAGACCACCAGUUUCAAGAAGCAAGGUAAACCUAAGAAGGGCAAUAUCAAGAAGGGCGGCAAGAAAGCUGCCACGCCUCCUGAGAAGCCUAAGGGUGGCCCUAAACCUGAUACAGAGUGCUAUUACUGCAAUGGGAAGGGGCACUGGAAGCGUAAUUGCCCCAAGUACUUGGCUGAUCUGAAGAGCGGCCUUGUCAAGAAGAAGAAAGGUAUAUCUGAUAUACAUGUUAUAGAUGUUUAUCUUACUGGUUCUCGUACUAGUGUAUUUGACGAGGCGGUGCUCCUGGAGGGUGGUACGGGCGCACGGUACGAGCAAGACCCGCCCGUACCAAUGCCUGUUAAACUUACAUAA